Racocetra persica is the source of this 163-nucleotide messenger RNA. Lineage: Eukaryota; Fungi; Glomeromycota; Glomeromycetes; Diversisporales; Gigasporaceae. The record is from the annotation of a GenBank genome assembly.
CCUGAUAAAACAAACAGUAAAAAUACACCUCCAUCUGAAAGAAGUCAACCAACUAUUGCCACCAGAAAGUAUGAAAGUGGCCACAAGUAUGACGAUAAUAUAUCCUGCAUCUAUGAGUUGACAGAUGGUCUAACGAUUCUACUAAAAAAUGCUCAGGCUCUCU